This is a messenger RNA of Cryptococcus amylolentus CBS 6039, 2460 nucleotides long. RefSeq lists its product as hypothetical. The transcript has 13 exons. Bases 251 to 2314 code for a protein of 687 amino acids. NCBI's taxonomy places the organism in Eukaryota, Fungi, Basidiomycota, Tremellomycetes, Tremellales, Cryptococcaceae. The record is from RefSeq and is a predicted model, not a curated record. Gene Ontology annotation, molecular function: hydrolase activity.
UGCACGUUCGUCCCAUGUGCGUCCUGAAUCUAGAUGCCGCAUGCCAUUGAUUCAUCUCGGCUUAUAUAUAGCUCUCUCCUCUCCCGUUCUUGUUUAUUGUCGUGCCACAUAGAAGUAAAAAGCGUCGAUACGGCGACUGAAUCAAUCUUCCGGGCUGUUUGUUAAUAGAUUGCCUUCAUCCCUCUCUUUCUCAUCCCCUGAUAUCUCUAUCCUAUACGCCCCAUCAAUCUUUCAGUAAAGCGUUCCCGCAAUGGUGCAGAGACCCGUCCUCGCGGCGUUACUGGCUGGCACCGUUGCCCUCGCCGAGCAGCAGCUUACCUUGGGUCCCAAUGCGUACACUGCCCCAGGCGUAUUCCCCACCAGCCUCUUUUCCGCAUACUAUAACGACCCCACCCAAACCGUAUCUCAAGCGCAACCUAAAAUCACCGACAACAUCCUCAACAAAACGUACCCCCUCAACCUCACCGACCCCGAGUCUAUCCCUACCAAUGACACUGCUGAUCCUCUCCUCUACGCACCUGCCUGGCUUAACGGCAGCGCCGCUACCGACUUGUACGAGAACAUCACAGCUCAGAUCCAAGGUAUCGUCACCGGCGAAGGCGCCAACUGCACCAAAUGUAUCGAUUCUCUUACUGCUGCUAGUACCCUAGCCAAGAAAGCGCCUCAGCACGUACCCGACCUACUCGUCCACCUUUGCAACUACUACUCUUUCACCACCCCCACCAAAUGCAACGUCUACUCUGCGAACGCGCAAGGGCCCUUCUAUGCUCAAAUGCUCGCAUACGCCGAUGUCGGCGGGUAUGAUGGGCAGUAUCUAUGCCAGAAUUUCAUCACUGCGAGCGAGUGUGAGCGGCCGCCUCUACCGGAGUUCAAAGGAGAAGAUUUUUGGACCAAGCCGAAACCCACCAACGCUACGCCACCUAUUCCAAAGGGUACAGACCGUAUCAAGAUUCUCCACAUGUCCGAUUUCCAUGUAGACCCUCGAUACUCCACCGGAUCAGAGGCAAACUGUACCUCCGGCCUCUGCUGCAGGGCAGAUAACCCCAUCACCUCCCUCUCCGACAACUACACCAUCUCUCUCCCCGCCCCUCGCUUCGGCUCCUUCCUCUGCGACACCCCCUGGUCACUCGCAGCGGCUGCGGUCGAGUCCAUCCCUAUCCUCACUGGUACAAACGGCAAAGGUGGGGAUGUGUUCAACAUGACGAUCUUCACGGGCGAUCUCGUUUCGCACGAUCCUUAUCAGGAACUGAGUAGGGAUUAUAUCGAGUAUACCGAGACUGCACUAUAUGAUCUUUGGAAACAGACCCUCAACCCCACCACCCCGCUUUACGCCGUCAUCGGCAAUCACGACUCUUACCAACAAGCCUUCGACGCUCCUUCUACUUUACCGGGCAAGUUGAAGAAGGAGUUCAGCUGGAACUAUGAGCAUUUGGCGGGACUUUGGAAACAUGAAGGAUGGAUCGACGAAGAGACUUCUGAUAAGGUCAAGGCCCACUACGGCGCCUACUCUAUGCAACACGCCCCCAACCUCAAAAUCAUCACCCUCAACACCGACCUCUGGUACCGCGCCAACAUCUUUGCCUUCAUCAACUCUACCCACCCCGAUAACUUUGGUUUCCUCCACUUCCUCGCGGACGAGCUUCAAUCCGCCGAAGACGCCGGCUCUCGAGCCUACAUUGUUGGCCAUGUCCUAAGCGGAUGGGACGGCUCGAACGCUCUCCCGGGACCGACGGAUGUGUUUUACCAGAUUGUGGAUCGGUAUUCGCAUGUUAUUGCGGGUCUGUUCUGGGGGCAUACGCAUGAGGAUCAGAAUAUGAUCUAUUAUGGUGGGAAUGGGAGUGAUAUAUCGGCGGCGAAGGCGCAGAAUGUGGGAUGGAUUGGUCCGUCGAUCACGCCUCUUACCGAUAUCAACUCUGGCUUUAGACUUUACGAGGUCGAUGCAGAGACAUGGGAUAUCCUCGACGCCCACACCUGGUACUCCAACGUAUCCACCUUCCCUUCCCUCGACUCUCAACUCGAUUUCGGCCCCUCUUACGCAUACGAAUACAACACUCGCUCCGCCUACGGCUCCAACAUCUCCUGGCCCUCCACCGCCCCUCUCAAUGCAACGUGGUGGCACCUCGUCACCGAGCAGAUGGAAUCGGACGGAGGAAGCUUGGUCAACUUGUACAACGCGCAUCAGGGGAAGAUGUCGACUUUGAGCCCGAAUUGCACGAGUGAGGAAUGUAUCGAGGCGAAGGUCUGUUAUAUCAGGAGUGGAUCAGGUCCGUUGGCGAUGCAGAACUGUCCUCAGGGUUAUGGGAGUGUUCAGUGAAAAGUAUAAUUUGUCUCGACUGCCCGAUGGACUUUGGCCAAAGUAGGAAUGAUAUAAUAUCGAGAAGCUAGUACACAGAAAACAUAGAUAUAAUAUCGAGAAGCUUGUACACAAAAGACAUACAACAUGUAUCUGCAGUACGAAAG